GUAACUGUAUAUAAGAAGAGCUCACUGUUCAGAACAUUACCAUCACCUCCUUGACCAUCUGUGAGACUGGUUGCAGAAGCUGUGAAGACUUAACUGUGUGAUCACUGAAACCAUGCUGAAGAUAGCUCUUGUGCUUGGAUGCCUCCUGAGCCUUGUGCUGGCUAAUCCUAUUAACAUGAUGCCUAAGCGCGUUGCACGUUCAAAUUCUGGCUCCUCUGAACGUCGUCCAGGUUACGAUCCCAGUCGCCAGUAUCCGUACCCGUACCCUCCUCAGUAUCAAUACCCUCCUCAGUAUCCAAAUUUUUCUCCAUAUCCAAACCCUCCUCAGUAUCCAAAUUUUUCUCCAUAUCCAAACCCUCCUCUGUAUCCAAAUUUUCCCCUGUUUCCAUCGCUGUUCUAGCUUCCUUCGGCUCCUCAAGCAAUAAUAGACUGCUACUGCACCACUUACUACAAUUACUACAGUUCCAGCUACCACUACUGCAUCUGCUACUACGCUGAAUCUGAAAUUCAACCAGAGAUCAACAAGUGAAUGAAAACCAGAGGGGAAUAACAUUGAUUUCUGAGAGGUUCCAAUAUGUGGACAC
Monopterus albus (swamp eel) is the source of this 584-nucleotide messenger RNA. Its product is annotated as major prion protein homolog. Bases 113 to 400 code for a protein of 95 amino acids. The transcript is spliced from 4 exons. The record is from RefSeq and is a predicted model, not a curated record. NCBI's taxonomy places the organism in Eukaryota, Metazoa, Chordata, Actinopteri, Synbranchiformes, Synbranchidae.